Molecule: messenger RNA, 3738 nt
Organism: Entamoeba invadens IP1
Lineage: Eukaryota; Evosea; Mastigamoebida; Endamoebidae
Product: serine-threonine protein kinase, putative
Exons: 4
Coding region: 1-3738 (1245 amino acids)
Biological process (GO): protein phosphorylation
Molecular function (GO): ATP binding; protein kinase activity
Source: RefSeq, a predicted model, not a curated record
AUGAAAACAAGAUGCUUAUUACACUUGGUCUAUGUAGUCAUUCAAACUUUUUUAAUGAUAACAGUGAGAAGCACUGAUGUGACCGAAGUAGAGUAUUAUAUGAAAAGUGUUUGUGGUGAUGGACUAGUUGAUUUGUAUUCAGAAGAAUGUGAUGGUACAGAGGGGUGUACUGAAGACUGUCUAUGUGGUGAUGGGUAUACUGUCAAAGCUACUGGUGGGUGUGAAAGUUCAUGUGUUUUUGACGCUAAUUGCUUGACUGGGUGCACCAAACCUGAUUAUUGUGAGAUAUGCAACACCACUGCGGGAUACACCUCAGAUUGUCAAAGUUGUCAAGACGACUAUGUCUGGUUUGGUGUAGGUCGCUGCAAAAGUUUCAAAGAAGAAACGAUUGAUACAUGUAGCGACUUUUUCUUGCGCAAUUCGGCGAAUCCAAAUUUUACUAUUUCUAUUAAUGCAGCAACUUUUAAUGGAUCGAUCUACAUCAACCAACCAACAUUGGAGGAACAACAUUUGUCUAUAAAUAAAUGCACAAGAGAAGUCGACCAACAAAAGCCAUACACAUAUGGAUAUUGGUUCAAACUAACUUCAGAUUCUCGAAGAGUUAUAUUCAUUCAAGUUGAAAAGGAGUAUACACAAGAGGACAAAGAGUAUGCCGAGUUCUUACAAAAAGCAGUUGGAAGUGAGUAUGUGAUAACUGUUCAAAAGAAGUGUAUUGAAAAGCAAGAAGCCACAGAUGCAAAGUGUGUUUCGAUUAAUCAAGGAACCACCAAGUACGUGUUAUCACCACAAACUGUCAUUCAAACAGAAGCCAAUGUUCCAUAUUAUAUGUUUGUUCACACCAAAUUUGCAUCGUCUAAAAUGGGAGACUUGAAAUUAUUCAUCCGUGAAAUUAAACACGUUUGUUCGUAUGCUUCUGAGAGACUGUAUUGGUCAGAUAUGUCUAAAGGAGUGAGUAUCGAUAUAUCAGAAGAAAACAGUUUGGUAUCAGUUGAUGUUUGUAGUACAGAUUUGACCAAAGGACAUUGGUUUAGGUUCACUGGUGCCGACCAAACUCUAAACAUUUCGACGUGUAAUUCCAAAGAGGACAAAUUGAGUCUUGACUUGAUAUCUAUUAAUCCUGAAGAUUAUGGAUAUUCAUUAAAUGAUGAACCAUUGGACGUUGAUUGUGUGGACUUUUCUAAGGCAAAAUGUGAAUUAUCAAAAACAGAAGGGUGCCCCAACUCCAUUCUCCCAAAAAUGAUUUUCACGUUCUCAAGUAAGAGGUGGUACUUCUUGUUUGUUGGAAUUCACGAGGAGUCUAACGUUGAAGUUGUUUUGGAUUUUGGGCUGACGUGCACUGAUCAAUGUGGAGAACAUGGAUUAUGCUCAUCGUACUUGGGUGCUUGUACUUGCGAUGAACAUUACGUUCUAAAACACGGAACAUGUAGUUUAUGUGGGAAUGGUCAACUUGAUAAAGGGGAAGAGUGUGAAUUGAGUAUAAAUGGAUAUAAUGACACACAAUGUACUUCUGAGUGUAACUGUGUGUUUGGUACUGCUCCUAUGAAAAUAGAUAACAUCACCAAAUGUGCUCUACCAACAUGUGGGAAUGGUCAAAUUGAUGAAAAUGAAGAGUGUGAUGGUGGAUUUGGAUGUGAUCAUUGUCUCUGUGUAAAUGGUACUCAAAGCUACAAUAAAUCAAGAUUAUAUUGUUUAGUUGCUACAUGUGGCAAUAAGCAAGUAGAUGGUGAUGAAGAAUGUGAUUCUGGAGAUUUUUGUGUUGAAUGUGAAUGUCAAGAAGGGCAUUAUUACCGCCACGGUGAGGUCAGUUGCAGAGCUAUUUCAUACUAUUUAAGUGGAGGUAUGUUUAUGGCUGAGAUCAUAGGUGGGCAUUUGGUAAUGGCAGCCUUAUUGGCACUCUGGGCUUUUACUGCAUACUCCCGACUGACAAAGAAAAUACGACAAGAAAUAGAUGAUGAGAAGUUGGUCAUUUUUGAGAACACAAUCAUUCCCUUCGACAAGACAAAUUCGCAGUAUAUUGACCUUAAAAUGGAAAACGGGUAUUUUAACUUCUCAAAGAAGGCAAUUGACUUUGGAGAGAGACGCCCAGAAAUCGACGAACCGUGUGAAGACGAAAUAACACUGACGAACACUUGGACUGAAAAUCUGCACUUCACGUUUCAUGCUGGUGAUUAUAAUAAGUAUUCUAUUAUGUGUAAACCAUUCACUGGAACAAUCAAACCCAAAGAGAGUGUUGUUCUGACUAUUACUUUUAUUGCAAGAUGCACAACCGUUUUGAAUGAAAAAGUGCCCAUCACUCUUCGAUAUGGAAAACUACAGAACAUCAUCAAAGAAAUCAAAAAGGAGAAUCCAGACUUGAUUGCCCAAACAUCACAGUCGUCACAGAAUUCAGAAGGGGAAAAAUCAAGUUCCUCAGUCAAAAGAAGAGUGUCAAAUUCGGAAACAAGACCAUCCACACAGACAACGACGUCCUCGUCCAAAGGACGUUCGUCUUCAAAAGACAAGUCGAGUAAAAGUUCAUCAAAAAAUUCAUCUAGUCGAAGAAAGAAGUCCAAAGUUUCAAAGUUCCACGUUUACUUGAAUUUGCAAGUGGAGUCUGCAUUGUCUACUAAACUUGAUUAUGAAGAAAUUCACUUACAACAUCCGCCCAUUGGAGGCGGAACAUUUGGUAUUGUCUACAAAGCGGAGUGGAGAAAGGUGGAUGUUGCUGUUAAAGUGAUGAAAAGCGACUUGGUUGAUAUGAUGGAUUUGCUUCCCAAUUUUGUACAAGAAGCUGAGAUGAUGGAGCGUAUUAGAUGUCCAUACAUAGUCAAUUUCAUAGGAUGUGUUAUAACACAAGACACGUUGUGUUUAGUCACUGAAUUCUGCCAGCUGGGGUCAUUAAGAAAGUUCAUGCAGACGAAUCCAAUAUCAGACUAUUUGAAAGUGAGGUUCUGUCAAGACGUUGCAAAGGGAAUGGAGUACUUACAUGAAAAUGACAUCUUGCACAGAGACUUGAAAACAGACAACAUUUUGGUGUAUUCUAAAAAUCCACACGACCCAACUACGACGAAAAUUAGUGACUUUGGGACAUCUAGGUCUUUCAUCGAAUCUUCAAGCAAAAUUGCGUUGCAGAAUAUUGGUACGCCGGUGUAUAUGGCGCCUGAAAUUUCAAGAAAAGACCAAAUGACGUUGAAGAGUGAUGUGUUCUCAUUUGCGAUUUGUAUGUUGGAGAUAUGGAUUGGAAGAGACGUGUACCCACCUGACAAGUUCCCGGAUUCAGAGUCAAUUUUGAGGUUUGUGGGAGGCGGGAAAAGACUUGAAAUUCCUCAAAACUGCAUCUUUGCAAAUCUCAUAGAGAAGUCGUGGCAACACAAAGUCAGCAUGAGACCGUCAUUCAAGGAAAUUUCUAAAGCACUUGAAAUACUUGAAAAGAGUUUGGCUUCUUCACACAAGUCGGACUCAGACAGCUCCAGUAAGAAAAGGAAAUCACUCAAACUCAGUAAAACAACAUCAAAAAACACAGAAACGACAACCACGUCACAACAAGAAAGUGAGGAGCCAACACCAAGAAUUACUACAGAAAAAGGUAGAUUGGUGAGUGACGAGAACCAAGACGAAAGUGAAAGGUCGACUAAGAACGAAAAGGUUGAAGAACAGCAAGACAAUAAACAACCUUUGCCAAAUGAACUUAACAAAACAGAUGAUGUGAAGUCUUCUGAUGAUUCGUUGCAGAGUAAAUCUUCAACAAAAGAAGAUUAG